AUGCUGAAAUAUAAUCACCCAAAGUCGGUUUUCAAUUUAGUUGGUUUUCAAUUAGCUACGGGAUGUGACAUAUCAAACUCAACAAAGUGUAAUCCCGAAUUGCUGAAAUGCUGUGGAACGCAAUUGAAAAAUGACCUGGGUCUUCAAAACUGCAAUGGUUUAUUGGCAUAUGAACCAGAAUGUCAUCGCGAAGAAAUUGAAGCAAUGUAUGCUAAUGGAAUUGAUGGUUUAUUCAAAGUCUGCGAUUCUUUCAACAAGUAUUACGAAUGUCUUGGGGAUGCCAGAAAAGACUGCACAAGUGUUGGAUUUCAUGUUCAAAUGGAUCUACAUAUCACCGACGCUAUUAAUGUAGCUUCAAUGUAUAAACAAUUUGGGUUUGCUUGUGGAGCUGGAUUCGAUGGGUUCUCGAAUAAUGACUUGUGCAUGUCAGAAAUAUUCAAAACUCGUCAGCCGCAGAUCACGGAAUGCCGCAAUCAAUUUCGUAACAACUUGAUAAUUGGCUCACGCAAUCAUUGCUUGUAUCUCGAUGAGUUUGUUGGUUGUUUUACCAAUGUUUUCGAUCAUUCUCUUUGUAAUAGGGAGAGCUCGUGGUGGGGCUGCGAGUACGCAAGGCAGAGCGGAAAAGUUGUUUUGAACGAUUGUGACCUACAAUGCCAUUGUAAGUAG
This is a messenger RNA of Caenorhabditis bovis, 666 nucleotides long. NCBI's taxonomy places the organism in Eukaryota, Metazoa, Nematoda, Chromadorea, Rhabditida, Rhabditidae. The record is from the annotation of a GenBank genome assembly.